Racocetra persica is the source of this 226-nucleotide messenger RNA. The record is from the annotation of a GenBank genome assembly. NCBI's taxonomy places the organism in Eukaryota, Fungi, Glomeromycota, Glomeromycetes, Diversisporales, Gigasporaceae.
AGAAGAAUAUAGUGAUUCAGAUAGUGACCAAAUUUCAUUUUCUCAAAACUAUGAAAAAUACAAAAAUAAAAAGAAACAUAAAGACAAAAUAAGAAGAGAAGAUAGAAAAGAAUGUGAACAAGAAAGAAUUUUUUUCAAAAAAAUGAUCAAAAAACAAAAUGAAAGAAUGGAAAAACAAAAUGAUAAAUUUAAUGAAAGAAUAGAAAAACAAAAUGAAAGAUUAAAU